Molecule: messenger RNA, 4957 nt
Organism: Morone saxatilis (striped sea-bass)
Lineage: Eukaryota; Metazoa; Chordata; Actinopteri; Moronidae
Gene: mcm3ap
Product: minichromosome maintenance complex component 3 associated protein
Biological process (GO): mRNA export from nucleus
Cellular component (GO): cytoplasm; nucleus; transcription export complex 2
Molecular function (GO): RNA binding
Source: RefSeq, a predicted model, not a curated record
GCAUCAGCGGCCAAAGCCAAGAAGAAAGGCAAAGUCCUCCGUGGACAAGAACUCCUCCUCUUGUGGCAGAGAAAGAAGCAGAGUCCAGGUGACAAAGGGAGUAGACCUGCAGCGGGAGCAGCAGAGGGAGAAAGUCAGGAGCACGCAGAGUCCAAGGCCACUUCCUCCCCCCUCAAAAGACCUUCACUCGUAGCUCCUGCGCUCACUUCCACCUUCAGCCGCAGCUCUCCGGUGAAGAGGUCGUCGCUGGUCAAGGCUCUGCAGUUUGACACCGAGGUUCAGAAAGACAGCAGCACUGAAGCCCCGAGCUCAGAGCGCCCUGUCCCCUCCUCCCUCCUCCACCUCCUCGGCCAGGUGGCCGAGACCGCGGAGGACAAGUACCGCCUCCUGGAGCAGAGAGACAAGAUCUUGCGUCAAGGUCGGCCCAAGAGGACGGACCUGGACCUGUCGAAGGUGUUUGUGGGGACGUGUCCUGACAUGUGUCCAGAGAAGGAGAGGUACAUGAGGGAAACACGGAAACAGCUGAGCAUAUUCGAGGUCGUCCCGGAUUCUGAGAUGGUGGAUCACGCAGCAGCCGUCAAGGAGUACAGCCGCUCAUCAGCCGACCAGGAGGAGCCCCUGCCAUACGAGCUGCGCCCCCUGCCUGUGCUCAGCAUGACCAUGGACUAUCUGGUGACUCAGAUCAUGGACCAGGGCCAUGACAACUACCGGGACUGGUAUGACUUUGUCUGGAACAGAACCCGCGGCAUCCGCAAGGAUAUCACCCAGCAGCACCUGUGCUGCCCACACACGGUGUCGCUGAUCGAGAAGUGCACGCGCUUCCACGUGCACUGCGCUCACCACCUCUGCGAGGAGCACAUAUCGACUUUCGACGCCAAGAUCAACAACGAGAACAUGACAAAAUGCCUCCAGAGUCUCAAAGAAAUGUACCAGGACCUCGCCACGCGUAACAUCUACUGCUCCCGGGAGGCAGAGUUUCGCCUGUACAACGUGCUGCUGAAACUCAACGACGGUGACAUCCUGCGUGAGGUGCAGCAGUUCCGUGACGAGGUGCGCAAUUCCCCGGAGGUGAAGUUUGCCGUGCAAGCAUUCACUGCAGUCAACAGCAACAACUUUGUGCGCUUCUUCAAGCUGGUGAAAGGAGCCUCCUACCUCGCCAGCUGCCUCCUACACAGAUACUUCAAUCAGGUCAGAGCGAAGGCCUUGAAGACGUUGAACUUGGCUCACACCGUGGGUCCACGAUCAACUGCGUUUCCACUGGAGGACGUAGUUCGGAUGUUAAUGUUCCGCAACGCUGCAGAGGCAACUGACUUCAUCCAGCAGUACGGCCUCAAUAUCAACGAUGAUCUGGUAGAGCUGAGUCGGGUCGCCUAUCAGGAGCCAGACCUGCCUCUGUCCCAGAAGAAGUCCGAGGUCAUCCUCUCAAAGAAAACAGUGUUGAUUGGAGAGGUGGUGAAUGGAGGCCCCCUCCCUGUUCGGCCCCAGCACAACCCUGUCUGCAGCUUUGACUCCCAGAACAAGUACCGUGGGGAAGGCCCUCUGGCUGAACCCCCUGCAAGCCAGUUUAAAGCUAUUGCUGCCAAGGUGAAUGCUGAGUUGCUGACCCAGGCCGUGUCGGUCGAGGACCAAGGCAUGGCCCACGCGUUUGGGAUUCCUCCGACUGUUACCGAUGAGACCGGAGAGCCCAGCGAACCGUAUCACAGCUCGGCCCACCCGGCGGACGCCCAGCAGCUGUUCCAGCCGAUAUCUCAACCUCAGCCUGUCAAAUCAGCAUCUCCUCCACCCAAACCUCAGCCAGUGUACAGCAAUGAGGACGUUACGGCGGUACUAGACUGUGUGAUUGAAGAGGUAGUCGAAGCAGCGGUGAGGGAGGUAGCCGACGCUGGUGCCAGCUACGUCACCACAGCUCUCUCGGAGAGCAGUGUGCAGGCAGAGACUCUGGUGAGUGAGGUGUUGGGACAGAUGCUGCAGGAGAUGUCCUCCACUGAGAUCAGGCUGGAACAGGAGCGUGUUACUGAAGAGAAACGCAAGGUUGAAGAAGCCAGGAGGAGGCAGGAGCAUGAGGCCUUCCUGGUUAAUUUCAGCUUCUCUCUCUGCACCGAGAUCAUCUAUGAAGUUUUGGAUGAGUCCAUCAAGGAGACCGCCACCUCUGAGAUCCAAUGGGCAGUGAAUGAGAAAGCAGACCGUGUGGCUAAAUGCACAGAACAGGUCUGUACGAGUCUCGUUGAGGAGACUCUGAAUGCAGACAUCGCUCUGUUAGUUGAAGAUAUCCUUGAAGCUGAGCUGCAACGCAUCCACAAGUAUAUCAAAAGGUGGCGUGAUGUGGUAGCAGUACGUCGGCAGCUAAAGAGACAGAUGAGAGGUUUCCCUGCAGCUCCUUGCUGCGUGGACCCUCGAUUCAAACUGAAGGCUCUGGCUCCCAGCGCCCCAGCACAGCCCUCUAUUGCAGAUCUGGCCCGUGGUGUGGUCAACCUGGGAAACUCCGGCACCUUGGCCCUCUCCAGCACCAGGUUGUUGAAAAUGAGACAAGAAGUCAUCCACCAGAUGAGAGUCCACUACUACUAUCAGCUCCUGCUUGAUGAGACAGUGUGGGCACCUCUCGACCUGCCAGCACUAGUGACAGAAAAUAUCUCCAACCCCCCUGACCGAAUCUUCUGGAAAGCGGUUCUCCUCUUGCCGAGCGACCACGAGAGUGUGGCGAGCCUGUCAGACAGGAUCGUGUCAGACUGGCUGGAGGUGAAGCUUAGUGGUGGCAAGGGGUCAGAGCCAAGUGAGGAGCAGCUUGACGGGACACUGCAGACUCUCUGUGUCACCAACUCACUCCAGGAAAAAGAACACCACAUUCACAAAGUCCACGUCUGCGUCAAGGCGUCCCGAGGCCCUCUGACUGAAGACGGCCUGUCCAAAAUGGAGGAGUGCUGUGAGCUCCAUGGGACAGGAGCUCUGAUCACGUUGCUCCCCGCCCUCCCCAUCGUUGAGCCUGGGCAAGACGAACAGGAUGUACCUCUGCUGUCAGCCCUGCUUCAGCUCAAACAGCUGCAGCAGGCCAGCACCUGGCACUGCCCGCUGCCUCUGGUCAUCCUGGUGCCAGGCCCGCAGGGUGGCACUGGUGAUAUACAGAAACUUGAAGAAGCCCUGAUGCUGCACACACUGGUCAAGGAAGGCCUGAUAUCGGAGUACACGUUCCUCUUCAUACCAGAGACCACAAGUGACCUACAGGGAUCCAAACAGUGGCUGCUCGCCCGUGCUCCACCACCCUUCCCACUCUCCUGCCAGACUCUGGUGCAGCUCGUAGAGGCCAGAUUGAGUCGCGAGUUCAGUCCCAGAGUUUACGCUCACCGCCAGGAUCGUGCUGCUGCAUGUCUUCCUCCCGAAGAACCCGCGCCUAUCAUCAAGCUGUACAACGCCAUCCUGGCUCACAUUGCUAACACAGUGUCGUCGCAGGAGCUCAGCAGACUCUCGUGGCCACCAAACGAGUUCUGCCUUUCUGAUAACCGUGAGUUUGUCCCUCAUCUGGGCUGGAACUCUGUCCAGCACCUGGCCUGGCUACGCGAAGCCAUCCUCAGCCUGCAGCUGCCACAGUGGGAGCAGCUGUCAGUCACAGACUCGUGGUCUGAGCUCUGCUCCUCCAUCUUUCGCUACGCCGCUCAGAUCCCGGUUUCACGCCGCAGUCAGCCUCUCCUAAUGUCGCGGCUGGAAAACCUUCUGGAAAGGGUCCACCUAAAGGUUCGCCAUUCCCGAAUCCCCAGAUCCAAGGUAACUACGAGCAACUGGGACGAGGUAGACGAGAGUUUGUGUCCAGCCUUCUGUCAGAUUCCUUGGGACGACGUGCUGGUGAUUUGCAUCGACCACAAGCUGAAAGACUGGCAGAUCCCCGGAGCACCUGUCUGUGCAGACGCUGUGACGGAGGACGGGGAGAUCCUGGUUUACUUCCCCAGGGAGUCGUUGAAGGAUUUCCAGCCACCUGAGGAAUGGACCCAGGCUAUCAAGCAAACCCACAGGGAGAAGCAGCAAGAGAAGGAAGGGGCGAGUGCAGCUGCUUGUGCCACACCCACCAGUCUGUCCCUCAGACAGAGGUUGUUCCACAGCCUGAUGGAACCUCUCGAGGUCCCGACAUCCUCGCUGGACAUCACGCACACUCCCACAACACAAGAGCUUCUGGCCCACAAAGUCCUCCAGAGCUUAGAGGAGGAGAAGGCUGAAAGCAAAAGGACCAUGGAGCAGCUUCAGCGCUGGCUGGAUGGGGACCCCGUGGAGCACUUGUCCACACCGCUUUUCGUUCCAUCCUCCACUCUGUUGUCCAUGCCCACAACAAUAACGCAUGCACCCGCUGCCAAGACUCGGGACGCCGCUCUCACACAGGAGUCGGAGCCUGAUGAUCUUUCAGACAGAGCAAACUGGACUAAAACCACACCGGUAUCUAUGGCAUGGCGACUCAAGGAACUGGAGCGACAGAUUUUGGCGAGCCAAGAGGAAGAACUGGCCUGCAGACUGAAGCUGAGCGGUCUGCUAAGCAUUGUUGAUGACUGAUGAACUGAUGGAGUUCAAUAUUGUAACCAAUGACUACGUAUACCGUUUUGCAAUUUCUUUUGAAAACUGAGAACAAUCUGUGACUCUGUUCAAGUCAGAUUCACUGAUUGCAACAGUGUGUGUCUUUAUUUUGUGUGUGUGUAUUGAAGUCUGGCUUUGUACAAUAGGAAAUGAAAAUCAAGAUUUUAUCAAUUAUUUCGUAACAGAUUUUUGCAUUUACGACUUGAAAAGGUGUGUGUGCGUGUGUCUAUACAAUGUCUUAAAAUUUUUGGUUGGUUUUUGCUCAAAUGUGAUAAGAUGCGGAUGCUCAAAGUGUGUUUGAAUCUCUAGAGAAGCUGCUUCUGUCUUCAGUGUUUGAACCUAUUUUUUUAUGUUAUGAAAUCCUGCAACUGCUAAAAUUGAAUAAAAGUGUUAUUUUUUAUGUACA